AUGUCUUUACUAACCAACGAGGAUUUAGAUUUUGCUUAUGGUGCAACUGCUGGUGAUACAUCUUAUGAUGCACCACCACCAUAUUCAGGUGAAGGUGAAGAAACUACUGGUGAACCUAUACAAAGUGAUUAUGAAACAGCAAUAACAGAUGCAUAUAGUAAUUUAGCGGCAGCAGUGAAUUUUGGGCAAUAUGUUAGUGAUGAUACCUGGGGUAUUAUGUAUUUACCAAAAUCAGCACGACAUGAAUCAAAAUCACGUAUACGAAAAAUCUUACCAGGUGGUAAAGAGGAUAAGUCAGAUGGAAAAUCAUCAACAGGAAAAACAACAAAUCAAAAAGGUGGAUUUUUAAAUCGUUUUCGUUCAGGUGUAAGUACACUUGUAAAAGAUGAAAAUAAUUUACUAUUUGGUGAACGUUCAAAUUAUGAUGUACUUAUGUAUGACGAAGAAGACGAAGAAAUUGAUACAGAUGAUUUACAUCGUUAUGCACAAAAAUUACGUGAUUUAGAAGAUAAUGACAAAGAAAUAAAUCCUGAAUAUCUUGUUUUACGUGAUGGUAAAACAGUUUAUGCUGUACAAGAAACUGAUGCUGAUGGAAAAACGAAAUUAUCAACACGUAAACCAAUUUAUGAUCGUUUUGUUGAUCAAACACCUGAUGAUGAACCAAUGGAAAAAAAGAAAUUUUUCUCUCGUAUAAAAAAUACAUUUUCUCGGAAUAAAGAUAAAGACAACAAAAGUAUCGCUUCACCUAAAUCAUCUAAUGGCACACCGGAUGCUAAUAGAAAACGAAGCACGAAGAAAUCAAGCAGCAAAUAUACUGAUGAUGGCAUGGCAACAACAGCAAAUAGUGAACCGUUAAUGAAUUGA
This is a messenger RNA of Rotaria sp. Silwood2, 864 nucleotides long. The record is from the annotation of a GenBank genome assembly. NCBI's taxonomy places the organism in Eukaryota, Metazoa, Rotifera, Eurotatoria, Philodinida, Philodinidae.